GGAUCAUAUAGAACAGUAGACUUGUCAAUUGUGCUUGAGAUUGAAAAGACACCAGCUGUAGCAUUGUUACUAGUGAUUGUGAUUAAAAAGAUAUUGGUGACUAUAUCAGUAUCUGAAAUUGCAAAACUUGUGAUGAUU
Molecule: messenger RNA, 138 nt
Organism: Racocetra persica
Lineage: Eukaryota; Fungi; Glomeromycota; Glomeromycetes; Diversisporales; Gigasporaceae
Source: the annotation of a GenBank genome assembly